Tarenaya hassleriana is the source of this 1615-nucleotide messenger RNA. Its product is annotated as pentatricopeptide repeat-containing protein At1g06270. The coding region runs from base 15 to 1031 and encodes 338 amino acids. Gene Ontology annotation, molecular function: protein binding. The record is from RefSeq and is a predicted model, not a curated record. The transcript is spliced from 2 exons. Lineage: Eukaryota; Viridiplantae; Streptophyta; Magnoliopsida; Brassicales; Cleomaceae.
UAGAAGCAGGGAAGAUGGCUAUUCGCUUGGUGAAUCUGGGAAAGUCGUUUGUUCGGGCUCGAGUUCCAUUUGUCCGGUUGAUGUCUUCCUUUGAAGCGCUCGAAGAAGCUAUAAAAAAUGCCGUCGAAACGAAGGACUAUCUUCGUAUCCCUGACCUUCUAGUCUCACUAAAAGAGCCACACUUGAACCCAAAGUUAUUCUCAUUUCUGUCUGCCUUCCCACCCCAUCAUAAAACCCGGGUCAUAGAUGAAAUUCUUCAAAGUUUUAUUACCAUAAGACCCCAUUCCCAUACCAAGAGUGCCUACUCCGGCCUUCUUUCUUACUGCCUUCAGACUUCUGACCCAUUUCCUUUGUCACUCGCAAUCCUCCAACGCACUCUUCGAUCGGGUUGUCUUCCUGUUCCUCAAACUCAUCUCCUUUUGUCCAAUGCUUGGCUUGAACGGCGGCGUCAAUCCCAAUCUGUUGCAGAGAUUCUAAAUGAGAUGAAAUCAAUUGGGUAUAGUCCUGAUACAGGCACAUGUAAUUUUUUAGUGUCGUCUCUCUGUGCAGUUGACCAGACAGAUGAGGCGAUUAACGUGGUCAAAGAAAUGGGUGCAGCUAGUUGUAUUCCUGAUGCAGAAAGCUAUGGCGCCGUGAUAAGUUCGAUGUGUUUGGCUAGAAAGACUAAACAUGUGGUGGGGAUGAUUAAACAGAUGGUGAGCAAAGCUGGAAUUUCUCCACGGCAAGGUAUGCUUUCGAAAGUAGCAGCGGCUUUGAGAGCAAACAGGGAGAUACGGAAAGCUGUUGAUAUGAUUGAUUUCGUAGAAAGUCAAGGUUACCCUGUAGAGUUUGAGGCAUAUGAGGCUGUGGUUGAGGGUUGCUUAGAGUGUAAGGAGUACAUUUUGGCAGGGAAGGCAGUGAUAAAGAUGACAGAGAGGGGGUUCAUACCAUAUAUCAGAGUGAGGCAGAAAGUGGUCGAGGGUCUGAAUAGUAUUGGGGAAUGGAAGCUUGCUUGUACGGUGAGGCAAAGGCUUGCAGAGCUGAGGACUUAGCUAUGUUCAAGAGUAGCAAUGGCAUUUUAAGUUCCUAGAAGAAACUUCGAGUCAAGAAUUUGAGGAAAGUAUGGGGAUUACUCCCCCCAUUACUCUACAUUGAUGAAUAAUCUUCGAUGCUUCGUUUAAAAGGGUUCUGCUUUCUGGCAUUCCUUACCCUUUUGUGUUUGUGUCUUUAAAAUACAUCCAAGCCUUGAAAAAGCUGUUGAGGAGUCUUUGGAUUGCCAUUGUUAAGUAUAUUUAACGGGAAACAGAGUGAUGGAAACUAUGGAUAUUUUCUUCAUCGCGUAUGUAAAGAGAGCCAUCGAACCUUUGGGCAGUUUGAAAAGUAUUGAUAAAUGGGAGCUUGUAAUGAAAGUAGAAUUCAUCAUCCGAAGCUAAUUUAUCUGAAAUUUCCGUUUUUGAUUGGUCUCAAGGUUCAGUUGGUUCUGCUUGGCAAAAUCCUAGCCUGAAUUCUGACCAGAUCAAUUUAUCCGUAGAGUGUUACCAUCUGGAUUGCUUAUUCUGAGAGAGAGAUCUCAGUUAUCUGUUUCUUUCACCAUGACAAGAUGCUAAAGCUUCCACCAAAGCUGCUCACUUUAUGG